Molecule: messenger RNA, 1314 nt
Organism: Aspergillus fijiensis CBS 313.89
Lineage: Eukaryota; Fungi; Ascomycota; Eurotiomycetes; Eurotiales; Aspergillaceae
Product: mitogen-activated protein kinase
Exons: 5
Coding region: 1-1065 (354 amino acids)
Biological process (GO): protein phosphorylation; intracellular signal transduction
Cellular component (GO): nucleus; cytoplasm
Molecular function (GO): ATP binding; MAP kinase activity
Source: RefSeq, a predicted model, not a curated record
AUGGUGCAACAAAUGCCUCCUCAAGGAGGAUCACGCAAGAUCUCCUUCAAUGUCUCAGAUCAAUAUGAAAUUCAAGAUGUCAUCGGAGAGGGCGCCUAUGGUGUUGUCUGCUCCGCGAUCCACAAGCCUUCCGGACAGAAGGUCGCCAUCAAGAAGAUCACACCAUUCGACCAUUCCAUGUUCUGUCUGCGAACCCUACGUGAGAUGAAGCUGUUGCGGUAUUUCAACCACGAGAACAUUAUCUCUAUCUUGGAUAUCCAGCGGCCUCGGAAUUAUGAGAGCUUCAACGAGGUGUACCUGAUCCAGGAAUUGAUGGAGACAGACAUGCACCGCGUCAUCCGUACUCAGGACCUUUCCGACGACCAUUGCCAAUACUUCAUUUACCAGACCUUGCGCGCGCUGAAAGCCAUGCACUCGGCGAACGUUCUGCACCGUGAUCUCAAACCAUCCAAUCUUCUUCUUAAUGCCAACUGCGACCUGAAAGUCUGUGACUUCGGCUUGGCUCGGUCUGCUGCAUCGACGGAUGACAACUCGGGUUUCAUGACGGAAUAUGUGGCUACACGGUGGUAUCGUGCGCCGGAGAUCAUGUUGACGUUCAAGGAAUACACGAAGGCGAUUGAUGUGUGGAGUGUGGGCUGUAUCCUGGCUGAAAUGCUGAGCGGGAAGCCCCUGUUCCCUGGAAAGGACUACCACCACCAGUUGACCCUUAUCCUUGACGUCCUCGGAACGCCGACCAUGGAAGACUACUAUGGUAUCAAGUCCCGACGGGCUCGCGAGUACAUCCGAUCUCUCCCAUUUAAGAAGAAGAUUCCCUUCCGCGCCAUGUUCCCCAAGAGCAACGACCUCGCCCUGGAUCUGCUGGAGAAGCUCCUCGCCUUCAACCCGGCCAAGCGAAUCACAGUGGAGGAGGCGCUGCGCCAUCCAUACCUGGAGCCGUAUCAUGACCCGGAGGAUGAGCCCACCGCACCGCCGAUUCCAGAGGGAUUCUUUGAUUUCGAUAAGAACAAGGAUGCGUUGAGCAAGGAGCAGUUGAAGCUCCUGAUAUAUGAGGAGAUCAUGCGGUAAAGAAAUGACGAGCAUAUGAAUGCGGCUAAGAUACCAUAGUACGGGGGAACUAAACAAGGCAGUGCCUGUUUGUUCAAGUUCAGUGGGGUUUCAUUCGAGCACAUAAUAACAUGGAAGGAUAGAAAGAAAAGGAUAGGGACAAUGCUCGCGCGUUCCACCCUGAGUGAUAUGCUGCCAUUAUGGGAAGGGAAUAUGGAUGGAGUUGAUGUGAUGAUUCGGGCAUUUAAGCUUGUUUGAUAUAAUGCGAGC